UCCAAAAAAGAAACAAAGACGCCAGAAAAAGUGUUGAUUUUCAUUGGUUUGGACCUGGGAGGAUAAUGCAUGGUCAAAUGGAAGCCAAAACUAGGGUUAAUGUAAUAAAACAGGAAGUGUAAGCUCAGCGGACUGUGUCUGUCUGCAGGACGAGUAACGGGAAGAGUACGGUGAUCAACGCCAUGCUGAGAGACCGCGUGUUGCCGAGCGGCAUCGGCCACACCACCAACUGUUUCCUGAGAGUCGAAGGGACCGAUGGAGACGAGGCUUACCUCACCACCGAGGCAUCCAAUGAGAGGAGGAGCGUCAGCACGGUGAACCAGCUGGCCCACGCACUCCACAUGGACCCCACCCUGGACUCGGGCUGUCUGGUCAAGGUGAUGUGGCCUAAAAGUCGCUGUGCUCUGCUGAGAGACGACCUGGUGCUGAUGGACAGCCCGGGCACUGAUGUGACUCUGGAGUUGGACAGCUGGAUCGAUAAGUUCUGUCUGGACGCCGAUGUCUUCGUUCUGGUGGGAAACGCCGAGUCAACGCUGAUGAACACGGAGAAACUAUUCUUCCACAAAGUCAGCGAGAGAAUCUCCAAACCCAACAUCUUCAUCCUCCACAACAGAUGGGACGCUUCAGUGAGCGAGCCCGAAUACAUCGAGGAGGUGAGGAAGCAGCACCUGGACCGCUGCGUGAGCUUCCUGUCCGAGGAGCUGAAGGUGGUCGGGCUGGAAGACGCUCCGGGGAGGAUCUUCUUCGUCUCGGCCAAAGAAGUCCUGAACUCCAGGAUGCAGCGAGCGCAGGGCAUGCCUGAGACAGGUGGCGCUCUGGCUGAAGGGUUUCAGGGGAGACUCAGAGAGUUCAGAUGUUUGAGAGGGCGUUUGAAGCUGCUGCAGCACGUGGAGGAGAGGAUGAUUGGCUGUCUGUCCCACCGCUGCUCCACCGGUGUCCUGCGGGACGUCCGAGACACUCAGAGCCACAUGAUCGACAGCGUCCGUCCCCUGCUGUGUCCGUCUGUCCCUGAGGCGCUCUCCGCUCCCUCGGCCCCCUUCGACCUGACCUUUGACCUCGGCAUCGCCGCCGUCUGCGCAGAUUUCCGCGAGAACAUCGACUUCCAGUUCUCUCUGGGCUGGACGGCGCUCGUCAGCCGUUUCCUGGGCAACGCCAACGCCAAGCGGGCGCUGAGCGGCGCCGAAACGCGCACGCAGGAACGCGCCAGCUUUAAGGACGAGAUGGCGGUUUCCAUAGCAACAGGCCUGGUCUCCGUGACGUCCCGGGCGUCCAUGACGGUGCUGGUGAUUGGAGGAGUGGUGUGGCGCUCUGUGGGCUGGCGAGUCAUAGCUCUCUCCGUGUCUCUGUACGGUUUCCUCUUCCUGUACGAGAAGCUGACGUGGACGGACGCCAGCCGCGAGCGCGCUCUGAAGAAGCAGUUUGUGGCGCACGCCGCCGGGCGCCUACGGGCCAUCGUACCGGCCGUCAGCGCCGCGUGCAGCCAGCAGGUGUACAAGGAGCUGUGGUCCACAUUGAGCCGUCUGUCUCAGAGAGUGGACCUGAGCGAAGCCGAGCUGGAGGGAAACAUCCGGACGCUGAGUUUCAGGAUCCAGAGACUGGAGAACAUCCAGCGCCGGUCCAAGGCCUUCAGGAACAGAGCCACGGAGCUGGAGACUCAGCUGGAGGUCUUCUCCGCUCGCUACCUGCAGGGGAACUGACCACGAAGAAGAACGGGGGCGUGGCUAGAAGAGAUACAGCUACAGCUAGGAGAUAUACCACAUUACUCUAAAUCUAGGCCAAUAUAUUAAUCCUUGUGUUGACCUCGGGUCAAAUUUGACCCGUUUUCAAAGUUUUUUAUAUCAGAAAUAUGUGUUUCUUUGAACCAAAAUGCCCAAAAAUAACCUGGAUGCAGGGAUGUCCGUUUUGCACGUAAAAUUAAUGAUUACUUUUAUUGAGUUUUGGGUGUUUUAUUCAAUUUUAUAAACAUGUUUAAAUGGUUUUAAAACAGCCUCCUGACCAACCUUUGACAUCAACCAGUCUGUGAUUCUCUCAGCAAGCUCUGAUCUUAACUAUUAGUCAAAAUAAGUCAUCAGUUCUGCUUUUUUAACUCAG
Messenger RNA from Perca fluviatilis (European perch), 2091 nucleotides. It is a transcript of the gene mfn1a, whose product is annotated as mitofusin 1a. Gene Ontology annotation, cellular component: mitochondrial outer membrane. Gene Ontology annotation, biological process: mitochondrion localization; mitochondrial fusion. Gene Ontology annotation, molecular function: GTP binding; GTPase activity. NCBI's taxonomy places the organism in Eukaryota, Metazoa, Chordata, Actinopteri, Perciformes, Percidae. The record is from RefSeq and is a predicted model, not a curated record.